Messenger RNA from Priapulus caudatus, 1104 nucleotides. Its product is annotated as WD repeat-containing protein 35-like. Gene Ontology annotation, biological process: intraciliary retrograde transport; non-motile cilium assembly; protein localization to cilium. Lineage: Eukaryota; Metazoa; Priapulida; Priapulimorpha; Priapulimorphida; Priapulidae. The record is from RefSeq and is a predicted model, not a curated record. Gene Ontology annotation, cellular component: intraciliary transport particle A; non-motile cilium. Gene Ontology annotation, molecular function: protein binding. The coding region runs from base 1 to 1104 and encodes 367 amino acids. The transcript is spliced from 13 exons.
AUGCUUAAAGUCCUAAAACUGGACAGCCAAGAAGCAGAGCCAGGUUCUGUUCAAGUAGUCAGAUGGAAUGAUCAAUAUCAGAAGCUGACAACUAGUGACAAGUAUGGACUCAUCAUUGUCUGGAUGAUGUACAAAGAUCAAUGGUUUGAAGAGAUGAUUAACAAUAGAAAUAAGUCUGUAGUCCGCGACAUGUGCUGGAACAAGGAGGGGCAGAAGAUCUGCAUCGUAUAUGAGGAUGGUGCAGUGAUUGUUGGUUCAGUAGAUGGACAAAGAAUCUGGGGUAAAGAUUUAAAAGGAGUGAAUCUCACCCAUGUAGCAUGGUCACCAGAUAGUAAACUUCUCGUGUUUGGUCUCACAAAUGGAGAGGUGCAUAUAUAUGACAACAUGGGAAUCAUCGUUAGAAAAUUGGAGAUCUACUGCCUAACCAACGUGACAGGCGCCAUUCAUCUCGCGCGAAUACAUUGGUACAGUGGUCGCGAAGGCUACGUGAAUCCGAAUUGCCCAUGCCUGGCUAUUUGUUAUGAGAAUGGCCGCUGCCAGAUUAUGAGGUUCGAAGGGGAUGACGAGCCUGUACUGCUGGAUACGGGCAUGAUUGUGACUGUGUUGAACUGGAACCACAUGGGUAGUGUGUUGGCCAUUGGUGGGUCACAGCGCUACGCAGGAGCAGACAAGAACGUCAAUGUCGUUCAGUUCUAUACACCGUAUGGGGAGCAUCUACGCACACUAAAGGUGCCAGGUCAGAAACUCUCCUCCUGCUCAUGGGAAGGAGGAGGACUGAGGAUUGCGAUGGCGGUAGACUCUUUCAUCUACUUUGCAAACAUCCGGCCCGACUACAAGUGGGGAUAUUGUACCAAUACUGUAGUGUAUGCAUUUCUAAAACCAGAAAAGGCAGAACACUGUGUGGUUUUCUGGAACUGGAGCAGUGAACCAGGCAAAGAGAAAGCCAAAGGUCUUGCAGCUCCUAGUAGCUUGUCAAUGAAUCAGACUCUGGAUGGACACAGUGAUCAGAUGUUGAAAGAGAUGAUUAACAAUAGAAAUAAGUCUGUAGUCCGGACACCUGUGCUUGGAAACAAGGAGGGGCAGAAGAUCUGCAUCCGUAUAUGA